CAAUCCGCUAACGGUUGGGAGGAGUUGGGGAAGUACUUCAAGCCAAGUUAGUUCGGCCCCACAGACAGUGACAAAACAGUCGAGCUUUUGUCCUCGUUCAGUCGCUCACAAGUCGUCUAGCUGAGAACGGAUCUAUCGCAGCCAUGACUAAGGACCCAAAUAAGCCAAGAGGAAAGACCUCGUCGUAUGCUUACUUCGUUGCAACCUGCCGCGAAGAACACAAAAAGAAACAUCCAGGGACCAGUGUAGGCUUUGCUGAGUUUUCCAAGAAAUGCUCCGAGAGAUGGAAGACCAUGUCAGCCAAGGAGAAGGUGAAAUUUGAGGAUUUGGCUAAAACAGACAAGGUCCGGUAUGACCGGGAGAUGAAAACCUACAUCCCCCCUAAAGGUGCUCCAGGCAAAGGCAAGAAGAAGAAGGACCCUAAUGCACCCAAAAGGCCACCGUCUGCUUUCUUUGUAUUUUGCUCCGAUCACCGUCCCAGAAUAAAGGAGGAGAAUCCUGGUAUUUCCAUUGGUGACAUCGCAAAGAAGCUUGGAGAGCUGUGGUCUACACAGACUUCAAAAGACAAGAUUCCUUAUGAGGCAAGGGCUGGCAAACUGAAGGAAAAAUAUGAGAAGGAUGUUGCGGCAUACAAAGCCAAAAGUGGCUUGGGGAAGAGUGAUGCUGGCAAGAAGAGUGGACCAGGCAGGCCCGCUGCCAAGAAAGCACAACCAGUUGACGACGACGACGACGAUGACGAAGAAGACGACGAAGAGGAUGACGACGACGACGACGAUGAUGAUGACUAAGCGGCUUAUUUGUUUAAAGGAUGUGGAUUUUGCGUUGCAUUUUUCAGAUCAGUUUUUGUGUGGGUAAUUCAAACGGUAUAGCCUGCUGUCCCUGUUGGUCUGCCUCUGUAGGAUACCAGACCUGUAUUCCUUUUCAUGUUCAGGGAUUUAGUUUAUUUUGUAAUUUAGUCUGUUUUUUCUUUAAAUAUUUCUGCUAAAAUUCUUUUAUACAUCCAAAACCCUCAUUGAUACCUUAGGGGGCAACUAGAUAAUGAAUUUCCUAUCACAUACAAUGGAAUGAAUCCGUGUGUACAAGUGGUUGAAAGAAGCAAAUUGGCAUUUUUUUUUUUUAAGUAUUCUUUCUGGAAGCACUGCUUUAAGUUUUCUGUUUAGUGGUGUGGUUUCUUCACUGUCAUUUUACUACCAGGAGUUACCUGUAGUUUGAUUAAAAAUGUUUGAAGCCAUUUUUAAUAUGGAGCUUUGAAAACUUUCAUGUAGAAUUUUUUUUUUUUGUAAUAAAAUUUUGUAUA
This is a messenger RNA of Gasterosteus aculeatus aculeatus (three-spined stickleback), 1297 nucleotides long. It is a transcript of the gene hmgb2a, whose product is annotated as high mobility group box 2a. NCBI's taxonomy places the organism in Eukaryota, Metazoa, Chordata, Actinopteri, Perciformes, Gasterosteidae. Gene Ontology annotation, molecular function: DNA binding. The record is from RefSeq and is a predicted model, not a curated record. Gene Ontology annotation, cellular component: nucleus. Gene Ontology annotation, biological process: regulation of transcription by RNA polymerase II.